Molecule: messenger RNA, 1257 nt
Organism: Pichia kudriavzevii
Lineage: Eukaryota; Fungi; Ascomycota; Pichiomycetes; Pichiales; Pichiaceae
Exons: 1
Coding region: 1-1257 (418 amino acids)
Molecular function (GO): protein binding
Source: RefSeq, a predicted model, not a curated record
AUGCCAUAUAUAAUACAGGGGCAAUCGAAUAUCCUGGAAUUAAACAGAGAGGGAAUACAUAAAAGCGAUGACGUUGAUUACAAUGAUGACAUAUGGAUACCUGUUCCCCUGGUCUUCUUCUCAUUUUUCAUUACUGCAUUUAUUUUAUUAAUUAUUCUGAUGGUACAAAAUUGCAUAAGUGGGACGUCCUUCUAUGAUGACAAUGACUAUGAUUAUUCCAAUCUACUUUAUGAUGAAGAGGUGGAAUCCGAGCAAGAUGCGGAAGCAUUACGAACAUUGACACCUGAUGAACAAGAAAUAUAUUUCCAAGCAAAAGAAUUCAUCAAGCUGAAUCACUUUGCCCAAUUAGAACUUGCAAACUGGGAGUUCGACUUGAUUAGAGAAAAGGGGGUAAAUGCUUGGGAAUUUUUGUCUCCUACUGAUGAUCAUAAUAGUGUAACUAUAGAAAAUAAAUCAGAAAUUACAUUCCACAAUAUCAAUACCCCUAUAUCAGUUCAAUCGAAUCUACCACUUCCAAAUACUAAAGACAUACAUUACGUAGAAUACAAAAUUUUUGAUAUCCCUGAGAAUAUGAAAGACAACACAAUGAUUUCCUUAGGAUUAUGUACAUAUCCAUAUCCUUCUUUUGCACUUCCAGGAAGGUACUUACACAGUGUUUCAUAUGACUCGAAUGGAGACAGGCGCCACAAUAAUCCAUUUCCUUUGGAGAGCUUGAAAGAUGGACUGCAUGCCUUUCCUCCGCUUGAGAAAGGAGAUGUUGUGGGUGUCGGGUUCAGAAGAGUUUCAAGAAACAUUUUUUUUACCAGAAAUGGUAAGAAAGUAGCUGAGAGCAAAAUAGGAGGGCAUGUUAAGUUGCCUAAAAACUUAAAACUAUUCCCAACUGUCGGAAGUAUAAAUCCAUGUAGAGUGGAUGUCAACUUUGGCCAAAUGGGGUUUGUCUAUAUUGAAGCGAACGUUAAAAAAUGGGGGUUGGCGCCGCUGAGAGGAUCAGAAGCACCGCCUCCAUUAUACACAAAGUUUAAUCAUGACGUAUUGUUAGAUACCAGUGAUGUCGAAGAAUUAGAUUUGCCGGAAUUCCAAGAAAUUGCUGAGAGUGGUAUAAACAAGCCGGCAGAAUUUACUGAUGAUGAAAGAGGGGAUGACCAGUUUACUUUAGAUACGAUUGAACAGCCACCUUAUUACAAAAAUUUAAUUGAAGAUGAAAUUCGAGAGGCAAUGAAUGGUUCAGUUGAUCAAGGGACAUCUGCAGAUCCUUAA